Molecule: messenger RNA, 1024 nt
Organism: Striga asiatica
Lineage: Eukaryota; Viridiplantae; Streptophyta; Magnoliopsida; Lamiales; Orobanchaceae
Source: the annotation of a GenBank genome assembly
UUUUUUUUUUUUUUUUUUUUGGCAUCCGCUCAGUUUUCAAUUUCCGAUCAAGCUUUUUGUAGGCAUGGAGAAAUCGGCGAUGGUGGUGGGGCUCGACGACAGUGACCACAGCUUCUACGCCUUGGAGUGGACUCUGCAGCACUUCUUCUCCCCCUCGCCGGAAAAUUCCCAUUUCAAGCUCGUCGUCGUUCACGCCAAGCCCUUGCCGUCGACCGUCGUCGGCUUCGGCGGCCUCGGUUCUGUGGAUGUGCUGCCAAUUGUGGAGGCGGAUUUGAAGAAGAUUUCCGAAAGGGUCGUGAAGAAAGCUAAGGAUCUGUGCACACAAAAAUCUGUGAAUAAUGUGAUAUUCGAGGUUGCUGAAGGUGAUGCUAGGAAUGUUCUAUGUGAGGCUGUAGAAAAGCACCAUGCUUCUGUAUUAGUUGUUGGCAGCCAUGGAUAUGGAGCAAUUAAGAGGGCUGUUUUGGGCAGUGUAAGUGAUUAUUGCGCUCACCAUGCUCACUGCUCGGUGAUGAUCGUCAAGAAGCCCAAGAUCAAGCACUAGUUGCAUUUGUCGAAUAAAAAGUUGAAAUAAAAAUGGUAACCCUUUUGGGUGUAUGAUCAUUGUGUGUUUUUUCAUGUUAAUAAUGGAAUUAUUAACAUAUUUCUAAGGUUGUGUUUAACGAUGUUUGUUCUUGUAUAUUUUUCUGGGUUUUGUGAUUAGAUGCUAUGUAAUGUGAUUGCGAGCUAGUAAGAGCAUCUCCAAUGUUAUAAUGUUGCUAUCGAAUAAAUUUUGACAAAUGUCAAUAAAUUAAAUGCAUUGUGAACCAUGUAGGAAAAAUAUUAAGGCUUUGUUUGGUAAUCAGCGGUUAGCUGAUUGCAUUUGCUGUUUUGACCAGCGGAUUGCGUUAGCUGGUUUGACUAGAUGAUUGUGUUAGCGGUUUGUAAAAGAGUGUUUGGUAGGAUUAGUUAUUUUUAAUUAGCUGUUAACAUGCAAAAUUACUUAUAAGGACAUCAACAUAAUUUAUCGUUCUCAUUUAUAUUGAAC